UGUGUCAUUGUCACCCUGUCACUGCCCCCGCGCUUCCGGAGACACAUCUGGAUCAAGAGAGGUGAUUUCCUGCUGGUCGACCCCAUCCUGGAGGGCUCCAAGGUCAAGGCUGAGAUCUCCCUGGUGCUGCUCCCGCCCCACGUGCGCUCGCUGCAGCGCCAGGGGCUCUGGCCCGAGGCCUUCGCGCCCCUGGAGAGGAAAAACCCACGGGAGGGUGACAACCAGGGGCUCUUUGUCAACACCAACCGGGGGGGGACCUCUGGGGACACCGGGGACAGCUCUGGGGACAGCGAGGAGGACACGGGGGACAGCGACGGGGACAGCGACGAGGAUGAUGAGGAGGACAACGAGGACACCCAGGACAGCGAAGGGGACGAUGGGGACACCGGGGACAACGAUGGGGACACCCAGGACAACGAUGGGGACACCGGGGACAACGAUGGGGACACCGGGGACAGCUCGGAGCGCGGCAGCCGGGGACACACGGGGGACACGAGUGACAGCGUGGGGACAGAGGCCCCGCAGCCCAAGGACACUGGGGACAGGGGGGACACGGGGCGGGGGGGGGACGCUCCCCAAUAAAGGACGCUGGUGGCA
Onychostruthus taczanowskii (white-rumped snowfinch) is the source of this 597-nucleotide messenger RNA. It is a transcript of the gene EIF1AD, whose product is annotated as eukaryotic translation initiation factor 1A domain containing. Gene Ontology annotation, molecular function: translation initiation factor activity; RNA binding. Gene Ontology annotation, cellular component: nucleus. The record is from RefSeq and is a predicted model, not a curated record. The annotation marks the transcript as partial. The transcript is spliced from 4 exons. NCBI's taxonomy places the organism in Eukaryota, Metazoa, Chordata, Aves, Passeriformes, Passeridae. Gene Ontology annotation, biological process: translational initiation.